Erigeron canadensis is the source of this 2186-nucleotide messenger RNA. Its product is annotated as pentatricopeptide repeat-containing protein At1g62930, chloroplastic-like. Gene Ontology annotation, molecular function: protein binding. The coding region runs from base 257 to 2014 and encodes 585 amino acids. The transcript has a single exon. The record is from RefSeq and is a predicted model, not a curated record. NCBI's taxonomy places the organism in Eukaryota, Viridiplantae, Streptophyta, Magnoliopsida, Asterales, Asteraceae.
UUUAAGGUUUGAAAUGAAAUCACAUGAUGUAUUUGACGAGUUUCAACACUAAAAGAAAAUAUCGAAGUAAUCGUCCUGAUGAAAGAUAGAUGAUAACGGCAGUAGAUAUACAACUGCCGUCUGGCCUCCUCCAUACCUCGCCUUUAAACAGGAGUAUUGUUGUUGUAGUCUCCAUUUUCAAUUCAAUACCCACCCAAAAGGGUUUAAGUAAAUGUCAAUCCUUUGAUAACUCACUGAAUGAGCGAGUUAAGAAUGAAUGAUGUACUUGUUACUUCCGUUUCGUUGUCAUCAUAUUAUUAAAGUUAACACGCAUUUCUUUACUACUGCAACCCUCUCUUUGAAUCAAAGAUUUUUGUCUACUUUGAAUGCAGCACCCACUAAGCUCGAUGACGCCCUCCAACUGUUUGAUCAAAUGCUUCACAGAAAACCACGGCCUUGCAUCUCCGAAUUCAAUCAAUUAAUUACUGUUAUCGUAAAGAUGAAACAUUAUUCAACUGCACUUUCUCUUUAUAAUCAGUUAAAGUUGAUGGUUAUUGUUCGACUUGAUAUAUAUGCAAUGACCAUCUCCAUGAACUGCUAUUGCCGCCUUAAUCAAGUGAAUCAUGGUUUUGCUUUACUAGCCACCAUCUUCAAGCUAGGCCAUCCACCCAGUGUCCCCACUUACAACACUCUCUUAAAUGGCCUUGUUCUCGCUGAUCGGGUUUUUGAAGCUGUUGAGUUAUUCAAGAAACUUCUAAGAGAGAAUGUUUGUGAGCCUAAUGAGGUUAUGUAUGGAACCAUUAUUAAUGGCCUCUGUAAAGGAGGUCACACCACCAAAGCUGUUGACUUGCUCAAAUUUAUGGAAAACGGCUCGUGUAAGCCCAGGGUAGAACAUUAUAGCAUUAUCAUUGACAGUCUCUGCAAAGACAAAAUGGUGGAUCAGGCUUUACAACUCUUCACUAAUAUGGCAGAGAAGAAAAUCCCCGCUAAUGUUAUCACUUACAACACUCUGAUUCAUGGUCUAUGCAACUUUGGUCGAGAAAGUAAGGCUGCAAGAAUGUUGAUGGAUAUGGAGGUGAAAGGUAUCUCACCGGGGGUGGAUACCUUCAAUAUCUUGGUGAAUGCCUUUUGCAAACAAGGAUCCGUAAACGAUGCAAAGCUUGCUGUGCAGGCCAUGGUAAAAAGAGGUCUACGUCCAGAUGUAAUCACUUAUACUGCAUUGAUUGACGGAUACUGUUUACGUGGUGAAUUAGAUGAAGCACGAAAAGUUCUUGAUGGCAUGGUGGAAAAGGAUCUUGUGCCUAACAUCAUCACUUAUAACAGCCUUAUAAAUGGUUACAACAAGAAGAACAGAAUCUAUGAGUCCAUGCAUCUUUUUCAAGAAAUCAAAGACAAAGGUUUGAUUCCUAGUGUUGUGACUUACAAUAGUCUGUUACAAGGCUUGUUUCAAACGGGAAAUCCUGCAGCCGCAAAAAAGCUCUUUAAUGAGAUGAAAGCCAAGGGCCUCGAACCAACUAUACUUACUUACGGUAUCUUUAUAAACGGGAUGUGCAAAAACUCCCAGUGUUCAGAUGCAUUGGCUCUCUUCCGUUCACUGAAAAGUAGGGAAUUCUUGAAAGAUGUAGCUUUUUAUAAUAUCUUGAUUGAUGGUUUUAGCAGAUCUGGGCAGCCUAAUGUGUCAAUGGAUUUGUUUGAUGAACUUUCUUUGAAAGGAUUGAGACCAAAUGUCAAGACCUAUACCACAAUGAUAAGAGUGUUCUGCCUAGAAGGGUUAUUCGACAAAGCUAAGGCAUUGCUGUUGAAAAUGGAAGAAGAUGGUUGUUUGCCAAAUAGUGUCACAUACAAUGUUAUCAUUCAAGAGUUCUUGAAGAAAAACGAGGGUCAAGAGGCAGAGAGGCUUUUGGAACAGAUGAUCAACAGAGGUUUCUUGCCUGAUUCUACUACUUUUGAGAUGUUGCUACAGCUACUCCCAAAUGAAGGACAACCUUCUUCUCUGCGGACUAUGAUUCAGAGGCUAACAAGUGUUGAAAGAUAAAAUGGUUUCUCAGAAAAACGACAUAAUGUUAUUCCAGGUGGAAAGAGAGAAACAUGUGAUAAUUAUAGUUGAUGGUCUUCAGGUGUUAGUUUCCUUCAAUCUGCCUCUAUAUUACUAGGAUAUAGACUCUUGGUGUUGUCUCAAUACAUGGUAUACAUUAUACCUUCCCUUA